This is a messenger RNA of Sphaeroforma arctica JP610, 292 nucleotides long. RefSeq lists its product as hypothetical. The annotation marks the transcript as partial. The transcript has 3 exons. NCBI's taxonomy places the organism in Eukaryota, Ichthyosporea, Ichthyophonida. The record is from RefSeq and is a predicted model, not a curated record.
AUGCACUGCGUUGUUCACGCGUCCUCUUCUUUUCUGUAUCGCCAGAGCUAUACCGAGACUCUGCUGUCUAAACUGCUGUAUCUGUUCAACGAUCCCAACGAAGCGUGUGUGCUAGCUGGAUGGGAUGCGACCAAGGCCGUCACAGCCACCAUUGCAAAGGAAGAUCAGGACGACUUCUUGCCAAUGAUCCGAAAGACCAUCUCGUUGGCAUCACACAAGAAGGGAUCUCGCGAGUCUGUGGACGAAUUGCCCGGGUUCAAUCUGCCCAAGGGCAUUAGUCCCAUCCUGCCCA